AUGCAGAACGACGAGGGCCGUGUUGUCGACCUUUACAUCCCCCGCAAGUGCUCCGCCACGAACCGUCUCAUUGCAGCCAAGGAGCAUGGAGCAGUGCAGCUGAACGUUGGACAGGUGGACGAGAACGGCAUGUACACCGGCGAGUUCGAGACGUAUGCACUGGCGGGCUUCAUCCGCGCACGGGGCGAGAGCGACGCAUGCUGCCGGUGCUGCAUAUGGCAGAGCUGCGCUUCUGACACACCCUCGUCUGCGGCAUUGAUGAGUGCCAACACUUGUUUCAAGAUCGAGGUGUGGAAAGGUUCUGUACCCUCACCCCACCUUUGGCGUAGUUAUUGUCUCAUGGAAUUUUAG
Messenger RNA from Symbiodinium sp. CCMP2592, 351 nucleotides. The record is from the annotation of a GenBank genome assembly. NCBI's taxonomy places the organism in Eukaryota, Dinophyceae, Suessiales, Symbiodiniaceae.